Molecule: messenger RNA, 1938 nt
Organism: Pogona vitticeps (central bearded dragon)
Lineage: Eukaryota; Metazoa; Chordata; Lepidosauria; Squamata; Agamidae
Gene: CCT4
Product: chaperonin containing TCP1 subunit 4
Biological process (GO): protein folding
Molecular function (GO): ATP hydrolysis activity; ATP binding; ATP-dependent protein folding chaperone
Source: RefSeq, a predicted model, not a curated record
GCGGCUGCCGAAGGGUCCUUUCUUCUUCGGGCGAUCUCGGCGCAUUCUGGAAGCUUCUUGUGGGGCGCGAAGCGUUAUCCGGGGCUGAGACGAGGGAAGAGAAUCCGUUUCCAUCGAGAGCGCCGAGAGGGUGGCCGAGUGCCGUUAUGCCGGAGAACGCGAGCACGAAGGGGGCGUUUAUGAAUGCGGCCGCGGGGAACCGGAACUCCGGCGGUGGGAACCGUGGCUCCUACCAGGAUCGGGACAAGCCUACCCAGAUCCGCUUCAGCAACAUCUCUGCGGGCAAAGCUGUUGCAGAUGCUGUUAGAACAAGCCUUGGGCCAAAGGGAAUGGAUAAAAUGAUCCAGGAUGGCAAAGGAGAUGUAACAAUCACAAAUGAUGGCGCCACCAUUCUGAAGCAGAUGCAAGUUCUUCACCCUGCAGCCAAAAUGUUGGUGGAGUUAUCCAAAGCACAAGAUAUUGAAGCAGGAGAUGGCACUACUUCUGUUGUAGUUAUUGCAGGUGCUCUCCUGGAUGCCUGCUCCAGACUUCUUCAAAAAGGAAUUCACCCCACCAUAAUCUCCGAGUCAUUCCAGAAAGCACUGGAGAAAGGUGUGGAAAUCCUAACCAGUAUGGGACAGCCAGUUGAAUUGAGUGACAGAGAAACCUUGCUUAACAGUGCAACUACAGCAUUGAAUUCAAAGGUUGUGUCACAGUAUUCUAGUCUGCUUUCCCCAAUGAGUGUGGAUGCAGUGAUGAAGGUGAUAGAUCCUACUACAGCUAAUAGUGUGGAUCUUAGAGAUAUCAAAAUCGUUAAAAAGCUGGGAGGAACAAUUGAUGACUGUGAAUUGGUUGAAGGACUGGUCCUCACACAGAAGGUGCUCAAUACUGGUGUAACGAGGGUGGAGAAAGCUAAAAUAGGUCUCAUUCAGUUUUGCUUGUCAGCUCCCAAAACAGAUAUGGAUAACCAGAUAGUUGUUUCUGACUACACUCAAAUGGACAGAGUUCUGCGUGAAGAAAGAGCAUACAUUCUGAAUCUUGUUAAGCAGAUCAAGAAAGCAGGAUGCAACGUCCUGCUCAUUCAAAAAUCUAUUCUGCGGGAUGCUCUGAGUGAUCUAGCACUGCAUUUCUUGAACAAAAUGAAGAUCAUGGUGAUUAAAGAUAUUGAAAGAGAAGACAUUGAGUUUAUAUGUAAGACAAUUGGAACAAAGCCAGUUGCUCAUAUUGAUCAGUUUACUGGUGAUAUGCUGGGAACUGCUGAACUUGCAGAAGAAGUGAAUUUAAAUGGAUCUGGAAAACUAGUGAAGAUUACAGGCUGUGCUAGCCCUGGGAAAACUGUAACAAUUGUGGUACGUGGGUCCAACAAAUUGGUGAUAGAAGAAGCUGAACGUUCGAUUCAUGAUGCCUUGUGUGUCAUCCGCUGUUUGGUUAAAAAAAGAGCCCUGAUUGCAGGUGGCGGAGCACCAGAAAUAGAGUUGGCAUUACGUUUGAAUGAAUAUUCUCGGACUUUAAGUGGGAUGGAGUCUUACUGUGUCCGUGCUUAUGGAGAGGCCCUGGAAAUUAUUCCAUCUACCUUGGCUGAAAAUGCAGGCCUUAAUCCAAUUUCUACUGUAACAGAGCUAAGAAAUAGACAUGCACAAGGAGAGAAGACCGCUGGCAUUAAUGUCAGAAAGGGUGGAAUAUCCAAUAUCCUAGAAGAGUUAGUGGUCCAGCCAUUAUUGGUGUCCAUCAGUGCUUUGACCUUAGCUACAGAAACUGUUCGCAGUAUUCUUAAGAUUGAUGAUGUGGUAAAUACUCGAUAAAGUGACUAAAGGAAGAAGAUGCCCCACAGCUCUUCAAAGCAUCAUAAGUUUAGAAUUUGGCUUCACAGAAAUUCUGUGUUCGACAUCUGCUUAUCUUCCAGUCAUAUUAAUGUACUUUUGUCAAUUUAAAUUAAUAAAACCUCACAUUCUAAAGGCA